Dothidotthia symphoricarpi CBS 119687 is the source of this 2058-nucleotide messenger RNA. Its product is annotated as dual specificity protein phosphatase PPS1. The coding region runs from base 1 to 2058 and encodes 685 amino acids. Gene Ontology annotation, molecular function: protein tyrosine/serine/threonine phosphatase activity. The record is from RefSeq and is a predicted model, not a curated record. The transcript has 5 exons. NCBI's taxonomy places the organism in Eukaryota, Fungi, Ascomycota, Dothideomycetes, Pleosporales, Dothidotthiaceae. Gene Ontology annotation, biological process: nuclear DNA replication; protein dephosphorylation.
AUGGCUGCCGCAGUGGCUAGAGCCCCAAAUAUGCCAAGCCGGUCUUCAACCCCUCCGCCGUACCUGUCGCUAAACAUUUCGUCCCGUGGUACUCCUGCUGCCAUCCCUAACAAGCACAUUCCAAUAUGUUCGCCAGGUGGUCUCCCCGCAACUCCCCCUGCAUCCCCUCCGCGGCACGAUAGCCUCAUCGAGACGUCGUCUAUCACAUAUCCGCCAGACACGCAUUGCACAGAGUACUCAAGCGACCCACCAGUAUACACAAUCACUGCAGAUAAGAUGGCCGAAGCUUUGGAGCACAUGGCGACUCAGCCCCUCCCGCAUCCUGAGCAAGUCUUUCCUUGGCUGCACGGCCUCCAUCCAGAGAACCAGAUACAACUCGCGUUCUUCACGUCUCGCCGAGCGUCUAGUCGGAAAAUACCUAGCUGCCUUCGCAGCAUUGCUCUUGUAAAGACAGGUGGGAACCUGUCGUCAUCGAAGUUGAAGGCUGCGAUCUCGCCAGAGGAAUUGCUCAGUCCUUCUUCUGAUGACGAUUCUCCAGCUUUUAUUGAGUGCGAUCCCAAGGAUGGUUUCUCCGUGCGCAACUUCCAGAUACAAACUUGCAAAAUGGCCAUGGUUUCUGACAUCAUUAUUUAUGGUGAUCACAAAACCCAUCCCAAUGAUACGAUUGCUCUUGCCCAGAAGAUCUCGAAGGCUCAGAGGCUACACGAGGCAAAGAACGGGUUUCCUCGUGGUUUGUUCAACACAUUCAUGCUUUCAGAUUCUUUCGAUUUUGUACAAGAGAAGUUUCCGGAUUUGGUUGCCAUUGACUCGAGAGGUGGGACGACUGGCAACUCCGUUGACUUCGCCUACUGGGAGCGAUAUGAGAUGUGUGCGAUGUCAAAGGCGUCUGAGAUUAGCAACAAUGUAUUCUUAGGACCAACUCCUGAUCCAGCUGUUCAUCCAGAUUCGUUGAAUGCGGAUGCCUACGACAUGCUUAUUGAAGCGACAGACCUCGCCCACGUGCCUGAGUCGCGCUCGUUGAGGGCGCUACGCAACGCCUUGGAGAGGACUGGGCGAAAGUCAGCAUUACACAUGGAGUUCCCCUCCUCAGGAAGCAUCUUGCCUCCAACUUGGUCACAUGGAGACGUUGAUGGCCUGAUGGACACUUGCAAGUGGAUGUACGAGCUGGCAAACCCGCACGAGGUCAGACGAACCAAGCGAAGGAGGUCAGACGACGAUGAAGCGAUCGAACUAGAUGACGUUCCCGUACCUCGCAAGUUCUUGAUUCAUUGCACGGACGGUUACACCGAGACGACACUUCUAGCUCUAGCAUACUUCAUGUACGCCGAGGGGCUUCCUGCGCACGACGCCUGGAUACAGAUGCAUAGGGACAAGGGCCGGAACUUCUUCGCCUAUCCCACUGAUGUUGCGCUUUUGACAACGAUUCAGCCCCGUAUCCUCCAAGAAUCACCCCGGUUCAAGCAGAGUGUCUACCAUCUUUCGGAACCUCGGUGGAUGUCCAAGAUCGACGGAAGCUUGCCUAGUAGGAUCCUUCCAUACAUGUACCUUGGAAAUUUGAACCAUGCCAAUAACCCUGAGGUUCUUCGUGAGCUCGGAAUAACUCGCAUCUUAAGCGUCGGGGAAGCGCUCUCUUGGCCCGAAGAUGUUAGGAAGAAGCUCAACUGGCCUAGUGAGAACUUCUACAUGGUCGAUCGGGUCCAGGAUAACGGCGUUGAUCCUCUCUGGGAUGAAUUUGAGCGAUGCUUGAAGUUUAUCGAAGCUGGAAAAGCUGAUGGAGGAGCCACUCUUGUCCACUGCCGUGUGGGCGUAUCACGCUCUGCCACCAUUUGCAUCGCGGAAGUGAUGAAGGAACUGGGCCUGUCUUUUCAUCGCGCCUACUGCUUUGUGCGGGCUCGACGAUUGAAUGUCAUAAUACAACCACAUCUUCGAUUCACAUAUGAACUACUGAAGUGGGAAGAGUACCAGCGUCAGCGACGCGAUGAGCCUCUUCGCCGCGAACUCGAGUGGGCUACUGUAGCGCGUGAGAUUGCGCUUAUGAAUAAGCCCUACUCGAGGUAA